Molecule: messenger RNA, 4142 nt
Organism: Dinoponera quadriceps
Lineage: Eukaryota; Metazoa; Arthropoda; Insecta; Hymenoptera; Formicidae
Gene: Esyt2
Product: extended synaptotagmin-2
Exons: 17
Coding region: 209-2623 (804 amino acids)
Biological process (GO): lipid transport
Molecular function (GO): lipid binding
Source: RefSeq, a predicted model, not a curated record
CAGAGCUCCGGUUGUCACGGUGGCCGUCGUGGUGUGGUUGUACGCGCCAGUCCGUGAUCGCGCGUGUGUGUUCGACGUUGUCAUCAUCGCUAAAAAAAAAAGAGGAGCAACAGAGGAGUGCGCGCAUGCUGACGUUACAGCUCGGCUCAAGAGGACCAAGCUUUAGUGAAUAACGAUUGGUGAAACUCGGUAAUAACAAUCAAAAGCGAUGGAUGAGAAAUCGGAAAGUGACAAAGUCUCUAAGCCGAGCACUUGGCCAUACAUGAACGUUAGCUCGCUGUCCAUAUCGUUUCUCACAAAAUUGGCAGCAGCUGGUAUCAUUUGGGGAUGGGGAUAUUUCAACUUCAGCAUAGCCUGGUUGAUCGCACCGAUCGCAUUUUCCGUGUGGAAGGGCGAACGGAAAAGGGAUAACGAGCUGAAGACGAUCAUGGCGCAGGCCAGCGUGUUGGCUAAAGAAAAACAGUUGAUCUUCGAUCGGAUGGAUGAAUUACCUUCCUGGGUGUAUUUUCCCGACUUCGACAGAGCCGAAUGGCUGAACAGAAUCCUGUAUAAAGUGUGGCCGAGCAUGAACGAGUACGCCCGCCAACUGUGCAAACAAAAUAUAGAACCAUCAAUCGUGGAGACAAUCAAAGGCUUUCAGUUUGAUCGCCUGGUUCUGGGUCGCAUUCCACCGAGAAUUUACGGAAUCAAAGUGUACGAUAAGAAUACUUCGAGAAAUGAGAUCAUUUUAGAUGCAGAUAUUAUAUAUGCCGGUGACUGUGAUAUUACCUUCUUUGUUGGCAACAUCAAAGGUGGCAUUAAAGACUUUCAAAUGCGCGGCAUGGUGCGCGUUAUCAUGAAACCUAUGCUGUCGGUAAUGCCGUUAAUCGGAGGCGUACAAAUAUUCUAUCUGAACAAUCCCUCUAUUAACUUCAACCUAGUAGGAGUAGCUGAUGUACUGGACUUGCCUGGAUUCAAUGAAAUUUUAAGGAGAACUAUUGUUGAACAGAUAGCGGCCAUUGCUGUGUUACCAAACAAAAUAAUUAUACCAUUAAGCGAAGAAAUACCGGUGGAAUCCUUGAAAACACCCGAACCUGAAGGUGUUCUGAGAAUUCAUGUUGUGGAAGCGAAGCAUCUUAUGAAGAAGGAUAUCGGAGUGUUAGGAAAAGGCAAGUCGGACCCGUAUGCCAUCAUAAAUGUCGGUGCUGAAGAAUUUAAAACCAAAACAAUCGACAAUACCGUCAACCCAAAGUGGGACUUCUGGUGUGAGGCUAUGAUCACUUCAUGCAAUAUGCAAGAAGCCGUGGUAUCUCUUUGGGAUUGGGAUCCUAAUAUCCCAGGGGUACAAUAUGAUGAUUCCCUUGGCAGAGCCACCAUCGAAGUCAUCCGUGUGAAGAAGAAGGGCAUGAUCGAUACGUGGAUCUCCCUGGAGCAAGCGAAACACGGUAUGGUUCAUCUGCGAUUAACGUGGCUGCAACUAUCGAAAGAUCCCGCUGACUUGAAAGCUGCUCUGACAGAGACUCAGGAGCUUCGAGUUACGUCGAUGAGCACCGCCCUUCUCACUCUCUAUGUCGAUUCUGCCAAGAACCUGCCGUGUAUACGAGGAACUAAGCAACCCGACGUUUACUUGGAAGCGAGUGUCGGCGGGAAGACUAAAAAGACAGCUACCGUGCCGUAUUCCUGCGAUCCGGUGUGGGAACGAGGAUUCACCUUCUUAAUCAGUAACCCCGAAACUGGUAUUCUACACAUAAAGCUGACAGAUGAAAAAACCACCAUGAUAGUCGGGGAAUUGAGUUAUAAUCUUUCCUUGCUUUUGGAAAAGAACAAUCUCCAAGUAACGCAACAGCCAUAUGACUUGCAGAUGGCUGAGGCGGACAGCAAGCUCGUAAUGUCGAUGUCGUUGAACAUCUUGAAGUACGAGCAGCCCGAACCUACUUCCGAGGAAGAUGAGGACGACCAUGACAUCAAUCAGUUGAAUAAACGCAUCGAACGUCAGGAAUCUAACAUCAGCAACGUUUUACCUUCCAGUAUACCUUCUAGUCCCCUCAGGAAGCAGCCUUCAAAGGAAUCAAUCAGCAGUCAACCACGCAGUACCGGAUCCGCCGCGGCGGUUUUGCCGGAGGAGCCGGCAGCGGUGGAAGAGGAAUUGAUAAUUAACACCAGCGCUCCGUCUUCUCUAACCGGGAGUCCUCAUCUUAUUCAUCGGAAUAUCAGCGUGACCUCUUCUUUGGGCGAGGCGAAACUGGGCAGGAUACAGUUGACCUUGCGUUACAGCGUGCAGAGACAGAAAUUCGUCGUGGUCGUGCACAAAAUCGCUAACCUGCCGCUGCCACCGAACGAUCCUCACAACAUACCGGAUCCGUAUGUGAAGCUCUACUUGCUGCCGGACCGGUACAAGGAAACGAAGCGCAAGACUGCCGUGAUGAAGGAUAAUUGUAAUCCAACGUUCGACGAGCAAUUCGAAUACGUGGUCUCGCAGGGAGACUUGGGUACGCGUAUACUGGAGGUGUCGGUGUGCACCCAAAAGGGCUGGUUGUCGACCGGGAGCAAGGUGAUGGGUCAGGUCCACUUGAAACUGAGCGAGAUGGAUUUCUCGAAGGCGAUCACCAGUUGGUACGACUUGCAACCGGAGAUAAAAGACUAGAAAAAGAGGAAAAGUAAGUGGAGAUUCGAGCGUCUGUGCGUCUGCCUGUCGAAACAACCGCUUAAGUUCCCACUUGAUAACUUUUACAAACGAUGAAAGUCCGUAGAAAUGCGUAAGUCUAAGUAAGCUUUCGUUAAGUCGUGUCUCACUCUCGCGACCGACGACUUUGUUUUUUUUUUUUUGGCGAGACGAGCUGGUGCUACGCGAGAGACGCGAGUCGUCCGCGCGAAAUGAUGAUCUUGUCUGUUGAAACGUUCGUACUUAUGCCGUCCAAUGGCACGAAAUGAUCUGAUAUAUAAGUAUAUGAUAUAAAUAUAUUAUUACCGCGAUUGCCGCAUAGGGAGGGACGGAUAUCGGCUUAUAGUGGAACUUGAAGCAAGUUCCCAUUGGUGUGUUUAAAUGUUCUGAAAAUGCGAGAGAAAUGAAUUUCGACGAGGAAUUUUUCACGUCUGUUGAAGUUGUCUUCUUCCUGAUGUGCCUAAAGUGAAGAAAAAAAAAAAAGAAAAGACGCUGGGCGUUUGUUUGAAUAACCAAUAUGGCGAACAACGUGAUUCGUUGUAAUCGUGCGAGGAUGUUCUGUAAAAAAUCUGUAAAAUCGUACAAUUAUGAUCGAUAUUCACAAGUAACGUAAAAUUUUUCCGGUCCCCAUGCCAAUCCCCGCCUGACUUUGAUCUUAUUCUGUAUUUUUAAUUGCGUUUGAGCUCAUAAUUAUACCGCAUUCGGUUUUAAAACGGUUUGAACAUUUUUUUUUUUUCGAUACCGCUGUCACAUAACUGAUCACCACCAAGCUCGUAAUGGCUCGCAAUCGUGACAAUUUGACGCACUAGUAACUUCAUCGGAAGGAACGUGUGCAAACCGUAGUGCAAAAACUACUCGUAUAAUUAAAGAAUCGAGAGGUAUUUUCAUAUUAUGACAGUAUUUGAUUUUGUUGUUCACAUAAUCGUUACUCAAAUAUCCAUGUGCAUUUUUCUUUUCCUUUCAUCGUGUUUCAACGCACUGCUUUAUUGUUAUUAACGGAGACGGAUAAUGCAUUUAUCGAUUGCAUAAGCGAUUAAAUGGGUGAUUACCAAUCUCUAUAUACAUGAUUUAUAUUUUAUAGGAUAUAUCUAUAUAUAUAAUAAUUCGGAAGUGACCGUGUGUGGCAUACGUUUAUAUAGUUUUAAUACAGCAUAAUUCGUGAAAUCAAAUUAAUAUAUAUAUAUAUAUAUAUAUACACGCGUUUAUAUCGAAGUUUUUUGCUAUAUUACACAUAUACAUAUAUAAACGUACACCUAUGUACAUCUAUAUUCUGUGACGCACUGUCAGUAAUGUCACGAACUGUUGAGAACAAUAAAUAUUAUUAUACGCAUUGUCAUUACCAAACCGAAUAAUUAUAUCCCGGUUAUGCUAUUAUAGAGAAGAGAGAGACAAUUAAAAAGAAAAAAACAUGUACAUAUUUAUUACGCACACAUCGCAUAGAUCUGUUCGACACAACCGUUACUCUGUGCGAUUCGUAUAAAAUACAUCUUAAUCAACUAAA